Messenger RNA from Pocillopora meandrina, 4574 nucleotides. The record is from the annotation of a GenBank genome assembly. Lineage: Eukaryota; Metazoa; Cnidaria; Anthozoa; Scleractinia; Pocilloporidae.
GGUUGUUUCUUAACUCAGCUUUUGUCAGUUGUCCAAAUUUGCAUAUGAGACAGUACUUUCUGUAUUCCUCAGCGCCAAAUUGAAGAGUUGUACGGGCAUCUGACAUAGAAUCAAAAUUUGUUUAACAGUCGACUGUCCGCUGCUCCGGUGAACACUUUCUCCUUCAGUGAUGUAGAUUUCUAAUACUUUAGUAUUCCUGAAACUCCAACAGCACGCGGAUCAACAGCUAUGAUCAAACUUGAUCUUUCGCCUGGGUUCGGCUACCUACCUGUAUUCUGGGCGCUUUUUACAUCAUUUACCUUCCUGCUAUGUUACACUAUCGCCGUCUCGCUGAAUCACAUCUAUCCAUUCGUUCCCGCCAUCAGCGAUACAGGUGCACGGAUUCCAGAAGCAAAUCUGUUCUCGGAGUUCUUCAAUUUCUCCGCGCUUCUUCUGGCUGUGAGUGUGUUUGUUCGUUACCUUCAAUUCCAAAUGCUGACCAAGGGCUUUGAAUCGUCGGAUCUUCGUCUUAGCCGGUUGAACAAGUUUGGUUUGGGCUUCGGACUUGUCAGCGCGUUUGGAGGAACGAUUAUCGCUAAUUUUCCAUCGAACGAGGUGAGUCCAUUUUUCGGUGUACUUAGGCACGUGAAACUAAUAAUUAUUUUGAAUUUAGGUUUAAAAAUGUCUUCUACAUUCAUGCGACUGUGAUGCGACACUUAAUGUUGUGAUCGUCAAUAAAGUCAUUCUGUAUAUACUGUUGAGGAUUUGAAAAUACUGGACGAGACCACACGGGGAAAAAUAUCGCUGCCCAUAUCUCUGUAUUAUUAAAUUGCACGUUUUGUGCGUACUGAUUAAGAAAGUACACAAGAUCAUGAUACUUUCUACGACAGUUCUGAAAUAGCAAUGUCAGUAGAUUCGGUGUCAAAUUGUCUUAAUUUAUGCAGGUCAGGUUUCGUUUGUUCACCUGUCUCAUUGACAAAUAGCCUGCCCACUGAUUCAAAAUUGUGAAAAAUAAAAUGAGGUUUGUAUCACCAUUUUCUCUCGUCAUCGCAGCCAGCGCGGUUUAUUUACACUAACACAACCUGGAUUCAUCGUUGUGUAAUUUAUUUUCUGUAUGUUACAGAAGCGUUUUUUGGCCAAUUGGGAAUACUAACUCCUGUUUUCUCUUGGGAACAAUUGGCUUGCGAAUUGGUCUCCCAAGCAAUUCACUGAAGUUCCAUCUAUUGAUUCAUUUUAUCACAAAUCUUAACGUUCAUAUAAAAGUAGAGUAGAAACUACUUUUUCAAAAAGAAUAUAGCUGAAAUCACCUGGCAACUAGAGGAUUUCCUACCACAAUAUUCAAAUUUUUUACCUACAAAUUGUGGGCGUUUAUUCUUUCGAAGCCUUCCAUUUUUUUCAUCAUGAUUCCAUUUAACACCCAAAUUUUUGAUUUUUAAUGAUCACUAAUGGUUACCUAGAAAAUGUCAUUAUUUCAAGUUUCUAUUAUCAAACGAUAGCCAUUCGUUAUCUCAUGAAUCGAAACUUCCUAAUAAAAACAAAUGAGGCUAGGGAAUUUGAAUUAAAAUUUCACUGUCGGCUUUAAAAACAGCAACCUGUGAGAAUUUGUAUUAAUGGAAAGUACUUUCUUCCGUCUACUGAAAUAUUCAAAUUAUCGGUUUACGUCUGCGCAGUUCAAGUUCGAAAUAAAAUUGGAAAAAAAAUCGUAUCAAAAAUGUUAUUCUUUAAUCAUCCUUGGGCUUUCGUUGGCGUGGACGGAUACUUAAGAUGUAUAAUUAUCGUUUGUUUAAAAAUGCAUGAAUGAAAAUGUAUAACAUAUUAUUACGAUAUCCUCUCUUAUAAAUUUGUUCCAUAGCAUUUGAUCGGUUUGCCGAUAUAUUUUUUCGAGAAAAAAAAGCAAGAACGAUUUAGAAAGCAUACAACUUAAACCAUGGUUGCACAAAAUGGGUUUCUUUUCGGAUUUUGCUGAUUCAAAUAUUUUUUCUGUACUCGUCAUCAUAUGAAGCAAGAUUUGUUUUGCAGUUUCCAUUACCUAUAGGAUGAAAUUACAAGAAGAAUCUUAUGAAGGACAUCUCUCUUUAAAUAACCAAUAAUCAGGUUAAAAUAUAUAUUUUAUUGAAUUUUUCGAAAUUUUGUGAUAGUCCGAAAAAGUGGCUGGACAAAACACGCUGAUGGCUCUUCUUCAGGCGUUAAAAGCUUUUCAAUUGUCUGACAUGAAUAAACCAGGAAUUCUAGUCGAGAUGAUAAAAUUGUUGAUGACGACUUAACAAAACACGUGGACAUCAGCCAGCAAACAAUAUUGAACAAACAGCUCCCGUAACCCUUAACUCCCGCUAGUGAUUAACAAGUAUUUUCUCCUCAUAAUAUCCUUAAACACUCCAGCAAACAGGUAAUCAUGAGAACGCUCAAACUUAUCAGGUUGAAGUUGUUACCUUGAUCGAACACCAAAUUCUCAUCACUAGUUUACAAGGGAAUUUGUAGCAGCUAGAGGAGAGAAUUAACGAUGAGAUCUUGUGAGUUUAAGUGAGUGACUAUAAACCAAAGCGCGAGUCUGUCGCGACUGAAAGGAUUUUUUUCGAGCUACUAACUAAAGGAAAAGCGCCGUCACCCAAUCUAAGUUUCCUGAGAUUACGAACACGUGCCAUUAUUAAUGGCCUUUUUUAACCGUGGAACUUUGUCUUACGAAAAUGCUAAUUUUCCCUACAAAUUUAAAGUUGAAACCCGCGGUUGCUCAUUUUUACGUCAUAUUGUACACUCUCUUCAGUCCCUGCUUGAUCAAAAGGGCGGAGAGUCCAUUGGUGUAAAACUAGCCACCAAUUCUCUCCCUUCCCGCUUCAAGGUGAAGUAAUUUUGACGAUAGACCCCCAAUGAAUCUUUAAAAAAAUGUUACAAAAUUAUUAAAUUAUCACUUAAAUUAUCGUUUGUCCUUCAUUCCCCCGCUUGCUCGAAGGGUGGAUAAUGCUAUCCACUGCCAGGAUAAAUCUCAUAUCCGGUGGAUAGUGCAGCACGUUUUGUUAACAGUUAUCCGCUGGAUAGCGAUUUAUCCACCCUUUGAGGAACUGGGUCUCGGUCGACAUUUUGCUUGCAUAGAACUGAAAUGGAUAGCCGUUUAUUAUUAUGUGAUGUGCGACUUCGAUUAAAACCUCUGCUCUUUAAUUGACAGGAGGACUCGAUGAUUUACGUUCACGACACCGGUGCAGUUUUGUUGUUUGCUGGCGGAGCAGUCUACUGUUGGAUUCAGACAUGUCUUACUUAUAAGCUUUCCCAGAUAGGAAUUAACACCCAAUUCCUCUUCACGAUCCGCUUCAUCCUUUCCUGCAUCAUCACAGUGUUUGGUUCGCUCUUCUUCUUAGCGGAGAUAUUUGCCUACGAGGAGUUUCGUCAACAGUCCGAACACGUUGUGGCGAACUGGCAACCCUCGGAUCCAGGCUACAGUGUGCACGUGCUCAGUAAUAUAAGCGAGUGGAUUGCAGCACUCUGUUUUGGUCUGUUUGGAAUGACAUUUUUCGAGGAAUUCCAAAAGAUAAGCUUCCACAUUGAGUGCACGCCAAAGUGCGAAGAGCCCCGACAAAGCAGUCCUUUAAUGGAUUAUACCAAUAUGAGCGAGGAGGAAUGAUGAUUUGAUGACUGACCAGUAAUGAUAAAACUAGGGGAGAUCAAUUAUCGAAAUUUUUUGAUGUGAAUGCGUUUUUCCAGAAUUUAUGAUGAAAAUUUAAUUUAUUUUAAAAUUAUUUAUUUAUUUCAACAAUUAAUGGAUCAAAAAUUGUAAAAUAAUGAUAUACAUCUACAUACUAUGAUGUGAAGAAUUCUUCUUAAGAUGUUGGUAUAUGACUUUGAAUCUCGACAUGAUAUGGUUGUUUAAAGGGUGAAAUGGUAGUCGGGUUAAAGAACAAGAGGGGGGUGGGGAAAUUAUAAAAUUUUGCAACCCGGGAUAUAUGAGUUGUUCCAGAUUCUUUUCAGGAACUUCUGUUAACGCAAUACUAAGAUAAAAUAACAGGAUUUAAAAAACACUUCAUUGCUUCCACUUUAAGUUGAAUAAUUGCGAUAGGUGAAUCAGUCAUUUCAAUUCGUACUCUUACAGACCGUAAUGUAAUUGAGUGACCCUCUAUUUUCUAUUUUUAGCAAUUCUUAUUUAUCUGUUUCUCUAUAAAGAAAGGGGAUGAAUUUCUAAAGAAACUGUGGUGCUGCGUCGGUGGGAGAGUAAAGCAGGUACUUAGUGUUAACAACUGAGUUGAAACGUAAAUUGGCCACCGUAAAGAGUAAAAAAGCUGACGUUUCAAGCGUUAGCCCUUCGUCAAUCUCUCAGUUGUUAACACUAAAUUACCUGCUAUUCUCUAUAAAGGGUCUGACAGUCAAGUAUAAAAAACCGGUUUAUUUUUGCUAAAAUGUAUGCUCAUUGAUUUUCAACUAGCUAUAAAAUUUUUUUUCACUUUUCAUUGUAACUUAUUCAGAAAAUACUUAGCCUGUAUCAAACGUUUUGCACUGUCAAAUGUUUUCCUUGCACAGUUACUGAUGUAAGUCGCUUCGGACACUGUAUUGAAGUUUCCUCUAGGCUGUAUGUGCCUGCAAAAAUGCAUUAAAAAAGCAUCAACUAGGAC